Eupeodes corollae is the source of this 6479-nucleotide messenger RNA. Its product is annotated as collagen alpha-1(V) chain-like. The coding region runs from base 282 to 6209 and encodes 1975 amino acids. Gene Ontology annotation, molecular function: extracellular matrix structural constituent. The transcript has 10 exons. NCBI's taxonomy places the organism in Eukaryota, Metazoa, Arthropoda, Insecta, Diptera, Syrphidae. The record is from RefSeq and is a predicted model, not a curated record.
CACUUCUUGAUCAUAAUCGAGCCGGCAUUUCGAUCAGUUUCAUUUCAUCGGUCGUGGAUUCAAGUCGCUUCUUCUUUUGGUUAAACUUGAGUAUCGAACCAAAACCAAAUCGUGUCUCGUGUUAUUGCAUUUCAUCAAAAUGGAUAUAAAAAUCGAACUAAGAAAUAAUCGAUAAUUUAAGUGGUGUUUUUUAUUUUAAAAUUUAACAAAAGUGAUAUAAAAAAAAAGUUAAACAAAAUUCAACAAAUCAUUUUCAAUGCACGAAAUAAUCGAAUUGUGUAAUGGUGAACAAAGUUAUGCGAAAAAUUCCUCUUAAACGGAGAAAAAACAAUCGAAAUGAUCAAAGUUUAAGUUGUUCACUUUUUACUGCCGUCACUGUAUCUAAAAAUAAUAAUAAUAAAUCAUCGCCUGACCAAAGACAUCACCAUCUUUUAUUGCCUCAACAAUGGGUCACGUUCAGUACUGCACUCAUCAUCAUCGUCAUCUUUAAUAUCACAUGGACUUCAACUUUUGGUUAUGUGAACGUUGCUGCUGCCGAUACUGACGCUAACGCCAACGACAAUGACAGAAAUGACGGAGAUAACGGCCUGGUUGAUCUUAUCAAGGAGUUCGGAAUAUCGGAUGUCCCAGUUGGUAUUAAACAAGCGAAAGGUUUUUGUGGCAGCGAACGCAACGCCUACCAAGCCUCAUAUCCAUCACCAGCUUUCACUCUAACCAAAGAAGCCAUCUUAACCAUACAAACAUCGAAAGCCUUCCCCAACGGCUUCCCUGAAGACUUUUCAAUCCUGAUAGCUGUCAAACCUAGCAAUCGAAGUCAAGUGAAGGUCCCCGUCUUCACAAUUUACUCCGAAGAGAGUGAAGAUGUUCUUUCGGUGACAAUUGGUCGGGAAAUCGGAAUGAUCUAUCAACAAGUUGACGGAUUGAAUUAUCAACGAAAUGACAUCAACUUUGGCAUUGGUAUCAAUGACAAUAAAUGGCAUCGAUUUGGAAUCAGUGUCAAAGGAAAUGCUGCGACUUUGAUUUUGGACUGCAAUAAGCAAGUAACUCGACGUUUGGACAGGCAGUUGGGGUCGUCGAUUCCGACUAAUGGUUUGAUAUUGACAGGAGUUCAGUUGACAGAUGAUGAAGGCUUUUUUACCGGUGACAUUCAGAUGAUGCAUGUUGCUGAUAAUCCUGAUGCUGGUUAUGACAUUUGCUCGAAAUAUGUUCCAUCGUGUAGAAACGUUGUUGUUGUUGGGGAAUCUCAAGAGGGAGACCUGAAUGAUAUACGGCGGUUUGAAAGUUCAUCAUGGAGUUCUACUGGUGGAGGUGGCGGUGGGCUGGGAAGGACAUAUUUUGAAAGUUCCAGUCAAAACCCGACGAUUGAGAGUUUUCGUGGUGGCCCAACUAGUAGCUCUAGUUUUCACUAUUCAUUAAGUGGAUCCUCAGGUGGCGGUGGUGGUUUUGGAGAAAGUGGGUCUGAUGGAUAUGUAACUGGGAGUAGCUCUGGAAAUGUCGGGGGGUCUGGUGGCUUUGAAAAUGAAGGCGGUUCAAGAGGUGGAACUUCGUCAAGUAGUUCUUCCAGUUCUGGUUCAUUUUCCGGAGGAGGUGCCAUGGAAAACGGAGGCAUCAAUUUGGGCUCAAGUUACCAUUCUUCAAGACAUCCUGGAGGCAUUUCAGAAUCUGAUGAUAAUCUUUCAACAACUGGUGGCUUCGGACCAACUGAUAAUUCAAUUGAAGCUCCCAAUUCUACCGAAGUUGAAGUCUCAGUUGAGGAAUCACUUUCGGGAGGUGGUCUUAACGGUCAUGGAUACAUCCCAGAGAGAAAGAACAAAACUGAUUCUCAGGAGAACAGUGGUGGCCAAGAUGAGGAUGAGUUUGAUUUGAAUUCCUUCAAUGCUGGCUUAGGAGGAAGCAGAGAGAAGCCAGGUGGAAGACGAAAAUCAAAAGGGCGAAAGAAGCACAAGCCAUCAACGAGUUCAGGAGUAGGCACUGAUAUGGCGACAAUAGUUCCAGAUCGAAGAAAUAAUGAAACCACACUAGGACCAUAUCAACCAAGUUCUAUCACUUGUUACCCCGGACCAAGAGGUUAUACUGGACUGCCGGGACCUCCAGGAGAACGAGGACCAAAGGGCGAUCCAGGAAGAGAUGGUCUUUCAGGCACAACUGGAGGUCCUGGAGCACCGGGUCAUGUUUUUGUUGUUCCGAUCAGCCAAAGUAAUGAGAAAGGGCCCGAUACCCAAGCUGAGGCCUUGAGACAGAUGCUUUCACAACACAUGAUGUCAAUGAAAGGACCAGAAGGACCAAUGGGAUUAACAGGGCUUCCUGGACUAAGUGGGCCACCAGGUCCUCAGGGGAUUAAAGGAGAACCAGGAGAUGUUGGAGAACCGGGAACUCGAGGUCUUAGGGGUCCAGCGGGAUUACAAGGUCGUGAAGGCCGACGUGGAAGAUCUGGUCGAGAUGGUGAACGAGGAGCCGUUGGGCCAGCUGGAGUCAAAGGUGAAAUCGGGCCAAUGGGCUCGCCAGGUUUGCCAGGUGAUAAGGGUCAUAGAGGUGUACCAGGAGUUCCAGGAGAGAAAGGCCAACAAGGCCUCGAGGGACAGCCUGGAGAAGAGGGACCCACAGGAUUGCCGGGGCUACCAGGAGAGUUGGGCCCACGAGGUUUUCUUGGACCCCGAGGACUUCCCGGUCCAGCAGGUAAUCCUGGUUUACCUGGGAACGAAGGUGCUCAAGGCGUGAAGGGCAACCCCGGUUUGACUGGUCUUCCAGGUGCACCAGGUCAACAAGGCGCAUCUGGACCACCAGGGGCUCCCGGUCAACAGGGAAAUCUUGGACCGCCUGGAAUAUCUGGGCCAUCUGGUAAACCUGGUUUACCGGGCUUGCCUGGAGCGGAUGGUGCUCCAGGUCGGGCUGGAACACCGGGCUCUAUGGGCAGCAAAGGUGAUCAAGGAAUGCAAGGUGUUCAGGGACCAGUUGGUUUCCCAGGAUCUAGAGGACCCAAAGGUGACGAUGGACCUCGAGGGCCAAUGGGGGACAAAGGUGACAAUGGGGAACGUGGCUUGGAUGGUGAAAAAGGAGAUACUGGUUUGCAAGGAGAGCGUGGAAAUGCUGGACAACCAGGAAGUCCGGGACCUGAAGGUCCAGAAGGACCAAAGGGAUUUGAAGGACCUCGUGGUGAAGUUGGAAUGAUUGGUCCGACCGGUGAAAAAGGGAAAGAAGGACCCCAAGGCUUCCAAGGCUAUCCUGGAGCAACUGGUGACAAAGGUGAUAAGGGUGCUACAGGAGCUACGGGGCCAGCUGGAAUUAAAGGCGAAAGAGGACUACAAGGAACUCAAGGCGAACGUGGUGAAAUAGGUCCUCGAGGAUUCAGAGGUUCUAGAGGUCGGCGUGGUAAUGAUGGUAUUGUUGGACCGAAGGGUGAUACUGGACAGCCAGGUCCACCAGGAGCUCAAGGAGAAGCCGGUCGACAAGGAACUGAAGGACCAAGAGGAUUUAUAGGAAUGCCUGGACCACCAGGGGCCGAUGGAAAGAAUGGACCUGCUGGACCAGCUGGAGAAAGAGGAUCACCGGGAGAACCAGGAAAACCAGGACCCACAGGCGAGCCAGGAGUAAUUGGACCCAGAGGAGCUACUGGAGACAUGGGACAAGUCGGUGAACCUGGUGUGCCAGGGUUGCCAGGACUUCCUGGAGAGCCAGGACUGCCAGGAGAUGCAGGCAAAGAAGGUCAUCCAGGCCCACCAGGACCUAUGGGCAACCCAGGGCCACAAGGCCCUACAGGUCUACCAGGUUUUCCUGGAGAUCGUGGACAUCAAGGACAACCAGGCCUUCCAGGGCUGAAGGGUGAGCUCGGCUUAUCUGGAGCUCCAGGAUUACCAGGUGAUAAGGGUCAAGCUGGAGAACCUGGAAAAGAAGGUCCACAGGGUCAGAUGGGACGACCGGGACCACCGGGAAAUUUGGGAGCUCCAGGAGCAAAGGGAGAAGUCGGUGAAAAAGGACCUAUUGGUCCAGUUGGUCGCGAUGGUUUGGCAGGAUUACGUGGUCUUCCGGGUCCUCCAGGGCCAGCAGGAACACCAGGUGAAGAUGGUGACAAAGGCGAAGUUGGACCUCCGGGCGAGAAAGGUCUUAAGGGCACACAAGGAGAGAUGGGUCCAAUGGGAUCAUCAGGACCACAAGGCCCUCGAGGAGAAUCAGGACCACCUGGGACACCAGGAGAUAAGGGACCAACCGGUGAAAUGGGACGUGCAGGUAUAAAAGGCGAAGAUGGCAAACCAGGAAUAGCAGGCCCUCCAGGUAACAUGGGACUUCAAGGAUUACCUGGUCCACCAGGAAUGAAAGGAGAAAGAGGUGACGAUGGAAUGAUGGGUCCCGUGGGACCGAUUGGAAUACCUGGAGAACAAGGACGACGCGGACCCAAGGGAGCCAGUGGAGCACAAGGUAAACCUGGAGCUCCCGGUCCAAUUGGUUUUACUGGAGCCGAUGGAGCUCAAGGACAACCUGGACCGAUUGGAUCACCCGGAAAAGAAGGUGAACGUGGCCCAAUGGGACCAAAAGGUGAAGAAGGUAAAUCUGGUUUACCUGGACCUACAGGAAAACAGGGUAAUCCAGGUCCAGAAGGUCCCAAAGGAGCUGUUGGAACUCGAGGCUAUCCAGGAAAUAAUGGCGAACCAGGUUUGCCUGGAAUAAAGGGUGAACCAGGAAAAGAAGGUGAAGAUGGUAAACCAGGUGAACAGGGUAUGCCAGGUGAAUAUGGUCCACCAGGAAGAGUUGGAGAACCAGGACCGCCAGGAAAACACGGCCCUGAAGGUCCAGCAGGUAUUCAAGGAAGCACUGGGCCAACGGGGGAAAAGGGUGACAAAGGUGAUAUAGGUCCAUCUGGCCCUAUGGGAAUUAUUGGACCACAAGGUUUACCCGGAACUCAAGGGCCAGCUGGUUUGAGAGGACAUCCUGGUGCUACAGGAGAAACUGGAAGAGCUGGUAGUGUUGGACCGGCUGGUCCUAAUGGAAAAAUUGGUGAUACUGGCCCAGACGGACAAAAAGGUGAUCGAGGUAGGCGUGGCCCUAAAGGACAUCGCGGCGAACUUGGAAUGGUCGGCUUGAAAGGAGAACAAGGAGAAAAGGGAGAUAGAGGUUUCCGAGGUCCGCAGGGUCCCGAAGGACGCAAAAGUGAAACUGGUCCCAUGGGACAGCUUGGUUUCAAGGGCAAUGAUGGACCACCCGGUCCAGUUGGUGAACCUGGAAAACUGGGUCCAAAAGGCACUGAGGGCGCAACUGGUCCCAAAGGAGAUAUGGGACCAGCUGGUCCACCCGGACCACCAGGAGCUCCUGCAGAUGCCCCACUCAUUCCACCAGAGCUUCUCUUCCAAAUGGGAGAAUACGGCAGUACUAAAGCCGACAUUAGGCGUCGCAGAGACGUCCACAGCUUCGAAGAUCUCGCUGCUGUGGAUGACGAUGAUGAUUUCAAUGAACUAAUGGGCCUUUCAAAGGACUCCAAAUCAAAGCGAAAAUCGAAAAGGAAGAAGACAACGAAAAAAGAAGAUCUCCCUCCCAAGUUCCAAGACAUGUACAGUGCAAUCUAUACAAUGCGUCAAGAAAUGGAUCGAAUUCGAAAACCUUUGGGCACUCAAGAUAAUCCCGCCCGAACAUGCAGAGAUCUUCAUUUCGGUCAUCCAGACUUUAAAGAUGACUGGUAUUGGAUCGAUCCCAAUUCGGGCAUGGCUGAUGAUGCCAUCUAUGUUUACUGCAACAUGACUGCCGAAGGAGAAACAUGUGUACCAGCUGACGUUCAUACAGCUCAAAUGCCAAGCAUUCCAUGGCGAAAGGAGGAAACAUUGGAUUGGUAUUCGAAUAUGCGAGGAGCUUCAAAGAUCACCUACGACACUGUGGGUACGGUUCAGUUGACUUUCUUGAAACUUCUCUCACAAGAAGGCUAUCAGAACUUUACCUACUCUUGUUCGAAUAGUGUGGCUUGGUUUAGUGCAAAGGACAACAAUUUUACGAACGCCAUUAAGCUCCAAGGCGACAAUGAUCUGGAAAUUGGAAACGAUGGAACUUCUGUUAAGCCAAAUGUGCUCUUUGAUGGUUGCCAGCAUGGCAACAUUCAAUCGGAGACGAUCUUAGAAGUUCGAACGAAACGCUUGAACUACCUGCCAAUAACCGAUUUUUACCCAAUGGACUAUGGACAGCCAAAUCAAGCCUUCGGCUUCAAAGUCGGAUCAGCGUGUUUUAAAUGAGAUAAAGAAUUUAAGUAGAGAAUGAAGAGAAAAAGGAAUGAAAUCGACAAAAUUGUAAAUGAAAAACAAAAUACUGACGAACAACAAACUUGACUGCCAAAGAAUUCAUAAUUUUUAGUUCCCUAAUAACUAAUCUAAAUAAGUGUACUUAUUAGUUAAAUUAUAAUUUUAUAAAAGUGUAUAUUUUUAAAAGUAUAUUAAGGUACUUAUAGUUUUAAGGAGAGUCAUCUAGUUGUAUAAGAAAAUAAAACUAAAUCAACUUGAAAAAAA